AUGUUCCUUGUUGUAUUCUCAGUGUCUUCUACUCAGAUUCCAAAACCAAGUAUUUUCAAGCUAGAUGAGAAUCAAAAAGCUGCACUUAUUUUAGAGGCAAAAAAUGAGGCUAAACCUGCGGGAGACAAAGAACUUGUCAAACAUGGAGGUAGCCUCUCUCAAGGCAAACCGGGAAUGUUAGUUCUGCAAGGACAGCCAGGAUACUCCAACCAGCCUGGGAAACCAGGAAGUGGUCAUCAGCAAGGGAGGCCAGAAGUUUCCAACCACCCUGGAAUGCCCAGUGCUUGGAUUUUGCAAGGAAAUCUAGGAGAAUCAAACCAAAAAGAAACCUCACAUGCUUUGAACAAGCAAGAAGAAUUGGGAUCUCCUACUCAGCAGGGGAAGCCCGGGUCUCCUAGCCAAAAUGGGAAGCCAUUGCCUCCUAAAGACAAAAACAAGCCAGGGUUGCUUAGCCAAAAAGGGGAGCCAACAUCACCUAACAAUAAAGGCAAGCCAGGGUCUUCUGACCAAGAUAUUCUAGAAUUCUCUAGUCAACAAGAGAAACCAGGCUCCUCCAACCAACAAGGGAAGCCAGGCUCCUCUAGCCAACAGGGAAAACCAGGAUCCUCUAGCCAACAGGGAAAACCAGGCGCUUCUAGCCAACAAGGAAAGCCGGGACCUUCUAGCCAACAAAGGAAACCAAGGUCUUUAUAUAAACAAGAAGAAAGAAAAAGCACAGAUAACCCUUCAAAGGAUGAUACAGUGGGGAUUCAGGUCGGAAGCAUGAUCAACAAGAUCCCAGCUGGUGGCAAACGGUGUGAUUCUGUUUACAAACCAGUCUGUGGUUCUGAUGGAAAAACAUACGGAAACGCGUGUGUCUUUAAGGAAACAAAGAGGCAUGACUUGGUUGAUGUUUUAUGUCACACAGAGCCAGGCUUCUCCAACUCAAAGUCAACUGCCAUCGUGGCCUUCCCAUCAUCUGGAGAGUAG
Meriones unguiculatus (Mongolian gerbil) is the source of this 969-nucleotide messenger RNA. RefSeq names its product MARCO like (gene Marcol). The coding region runs from base 1 to 969 and encodes 322 amino acids. The record is from RefSeq and is a predicted model, not a curated record. NCBI's taxonomy places the organism in Eukaryota, Metazoa, Chordata, Mammalia, Rodentia, Muridae. Gene Ontology annotation, molecular function: protein binding. The transcript is spliced from 4 exons.